AUAUGGGUACUUUGCGCAGCUGUGUGCAGCUUUGACACUCACAAACACAGCAGUCACAAACGGGGACAUGGGACCGUGAAAGUAUGGCGGAUGCCGAGGAGCCGGAGAAGAAAAGAAGGCGAAUAGAGGACGUGACUGAGAAAAUGGCUGUAGAUGGUGGACACAGGGACGGCGGUUGCGACUGGGAUGGCCGGUGGAAUCAUGUGAGGAAGUUUUUGGAGAGACCUGGCCCCUUCACCCAUCCUGACUUUGAGCCGAGCACCGAGUCUCUACAGUUCUUGUUGGAGACAUGCAAGAUUCUGGUCAUUGGCGCAGGAGGACUUGGGUGUGAACUCCUAAAAAAUCUGGCCCUGUCUGGGUUUCGCCUUAUUCAUGUGGUUGACAUGGACACAAUUGAUGUGUCCAACCUCAACAGGCAGUUUCUUUUCAGGCCCAAAGAUGUCGGACGACCAAAGGCAGAAGUGGCUGCCGACUUCAUCAACAGUCGUAUCCCUGGAUGUAAAGUUGUCCCUCACUAUAAGAAGAUCCAAGACUUUGAUGAUUCUUUCUACAGGCAGUUCCACAUCAUCGUCUGUGGACUGGACUCCAUCAUUGCCAGACGCUGGAUGAACGGGAUGCUGAUAUCCCUCCUGAGCUUUGAAGACGGAGUCCUGGAGCCCAGCUCCAUCAUCCCCCUCAUUGACGGAGGAACGGAGGGCUUUAAAGGCAACGCUCGUGUCAUUCUGCCCGGCAUGACGGCAUGCAUCGACUGCACGUUGGAGCUGUACCCGCCACAGAUUAAUUUCCCCAUGUGCACCAUAGCGUCGAUGCCUCGGCUACCAGAACACUGCAUUGAAUAUGCCAGAAUCUUACAGUGGCCCAAAGAAAAGCCAUGUAGGGAUACGAGCUUAGACGGAGACAAUCCAGAGCACAUCCAGUGGGUGUUUGAAAGAGCCCAGGAAAGAGCUGCGGAGUUUAACAUUACAGGAGUGACAUACAGACUCACUCAAGGAGUCGUGAAGAGGAUUAUUCCUGCCGUGGCAUCAACCAACGCUGUCAUUGCUGCUGCCUGUGCCACUGAAGUUUUUAAAAUUGCGACGAGUGCAUAUAUUCCUUUAAAUAAUUACCUGGUCUUCAAUGACGUGGAUGGACUGUACACCUACACGUUUGAAGCUGAACGAAAGGAGAAUUGUUCAGCCUGCAGCCAGGUCCCUCAGGAUCUCCAGUUCCCUUCUUCUGCCAAAUUACAGGAGGUUUUAGAGUACCUAACAGAGAACGCCUCUCUACAAAUGAAAUCCCCGGCUAUCACCACAACUCUGGAAGGGAAGAAUAAGACGCUGUAUUUGCAGUCCGUUAAAUCCAUUGAGGAGCGGACAAGGCCCAACCUUUGCAAGACUUUGAAAGAGCUGGGCUUGUCAGAUGGACAGGAACUGGCUGUGGCCGACAUCACCACGCCCCAGACGGUUCUCUUCAAGCUCAAUUUCACCACCUGAACACUCGACACUGACGUGAAGUUGACGGCAUCUGAAUGCAAACCGAGUCAUCACAAGGUCACUGUGACGUCGCAGUAGCACAUUUGAUACGACAAUGUAAAUAAUGAGUGAGGUUUCACUUGUGGGAUUGUAUUGGUUUGUCAUAUGAAUUUGAAAUAAUUUAACAGAAUUGUUUUCUUUUCUAUUAGUGACGUUGUUUACUUCUUGAUGUAUUUGUCCUGCUUCGACUUCUAUUGUAGCUACUUCCCUGUCAAUCAAAAUGAGGAUAAUGAUGUGCACUAUGCUCUAAUAAAGUUUUAUUGUCAUGGUUGUA
Molecule: messenger RNA, 1785 nt
Organism: Cottoperca gobio
Lineage: Eukaryota; Metazoa; Chordata; Actinopteri; Perciformes; Bovichtidae
Product: NEDD8-activating enzyme E1 catalytic subunit-like
Exons: 18
Coding region: 84-1472 (462 amino acids)
Biological process (GO): protein neddylation
Cellular component (GO): nucleus; cytoplasm
Molecular function (GO): NEDD8 activating enzyme activity
Source: RefSeq, a predicted model, not a curated record